UAGCAGUAACUGACAUGAAUCCUCUUUUUGCGUGCGCAUUCAUCGCCCUGGCAGGGCUAGCCCUUGCUGAGCCGCCAGUCGGAUACAACUACAACAGACCGAGCGGUGGUGGCCACUCAUCAGGAGGUGGUGGUUACUCCGGCGGCGGUGGAUACUCAGGCGGUGGUGGUUUCUCCGGAGGCGGUGGUUUUUCAUCAGGCGGAGGUGGUUACACCCAAGUCUCCUCAGGUUACCAGUCCAACGAGGGCGCUCAGGUUGAUGGUGCCCUCCUGGAGCAGAUCCGCCAGAUUCUUCUGAAGGAGGAGAGCCAGUCCGGAUCGGGCGGUUCAGGCGGAUCAGGUGGAUAUCCAAGCUCGUCCUACGGCGCUCCAUCCGGCAGCUACGGACCCCCGUCAUCCCAGUACGGAGUGCCAUCCUUCGGUGGUGGACGCGUUGUUGGAGUCGAUCUCGAGGGAAUAAGGCAGGCCAUCCAAGUUGCCCAGCUGCACCAGGUCAGCCAGGGUAGCGGCGGUGGUUCAUUCGGUGGAUAUCCAAGUGGACCCUCGGGAUACCCAAGUGCACCCUCCGGCAGUUACGGUGCACCCAGCAGGCCCAGCGGCAGCUACGGUGCCCCCUUCUAAGAAUCCAAAACCAUUAAUCUACAUCCCAAGGGCAUGAACCAACAACAUCAAUUGAAG
Diachasma alloeum is the source of this 677-nucleotide messenger RNA. RefSeq names its product loricrin. Lineage: Eukaryota; Metazoa; Arthropoda; Insecta; Hymenoptera; Braconidae. The record is from RefSeq and is a predicted model, not a curated record. The coding region runs from base 15 to 620 and encodes 201 amino acids. The transcript has 2 exons.